CGAGAAGAAAAUGUGAUCCAUUCCCCUGAUCCGGUCUUCACCCCCGCACUCCUCCCAGCCCCCGGCGCCGCGGCGACACCCUCUCCGGUCACGGCCAGACUCGUCAGCCGCGUACGAGGCGUUCGCCGGCGGGCAGGCCCACCGCUCCUGCCUCCUGCGUUCCCUUCCUCGUCAACGGAGGUGCGCUACUCCUCCCGCGCUUUCCGCUCGGGCGCCGGGGCCUCCUAUUCGUCGCCUCUGCUGAGCGCGUUCCACAUUGAUUGCAACCCGCGGCGGCGGCGCUGGUUGCUGCACGCGCGCGCGUGCCGAGCGUCGCAGGUGACGCCAGUCGAUCGCGGUGUGCCUCUUCAGCGGACGCACGCACAUCCCGCGUCGAGCUCGGCUGGAAUCGGCCAGCAAUGCCGGCCGCCCGCCUGUCCUCCAUCCCCACCUCCUCCUUCAGGGCUUCUUCACGAGCCCCCCUCGCCGCCUUGGCUGUCGCCACGGAACGCGUUCGCGCUGGAACGCUAAGCCGGGAGGACGCGCACCACCUGUUCGACGAAUUGCUUGGCCAAGCCGCCGCUGUCCCGGAACGCGGGCUCAACAACUUUCUUGCCGCACUCGCCCGUGCUCCACCCUCAGCUGCCUGCCGCGAUGGCCCCGGCCUUGCCAUCGCCCUCUUCAACCGCAUGUCCCGAGGCACUGGUGCACGGGUGGUGUCGCCCACGCUCUGUACCUAUUCCAUCCUCAUGGACUGCUGCUGCCGUGCAGGCCGCCCGGACUUGGUGGUUGCCUUCUUCGGCCGCCUCCUCAGGUUGGGGCUGCGCUUGGACGUCAUCUCCUUAAGCAAUCUCCUCAAGGGGCUUUGCCAGGCUAAGCGCUCAAAUGAGGCAUUGGAUCUGCUGCUCCACCGGAUGCCCGAACUACACUGUGCGCCUGGUGUCUUCUCGUACAACAUAGUAAUCAACGGCUGCUUGAAAGAAGGUGAAGUAGACAAAGCGUGCAAUCUCUUCCAUGAGAUGCCCCAACUGGGAGUUCAACCUGAUGUGGUGACCUACACCUCAAUCAUGGACGCACUAAGCAAGUCUGGAGCAAUGGACAAGGCAGAAGUGCUCCUUCGGCAAAUGGUUGAUCAAGGAAUUGAACCCAAUAUUAGGACAUAUAGCUGUCUGAUCCAUGGAUAUUCUACUUUUGGUCAGUGGAAGGAGGCACUUAGGGUAUUCAAAGAAAUGGCAACUCUUGGUGUUGUACCAGACGUUGUCACGUUGAGCUCAUUAAUCGAUUCCCUUUGCAAGCACAGAAGGACAAAGGAAGCUAGAGAAAUUUUUGACUCUAUGGCUGCAAAGGGCCUGAAACCUAAUAUCGUCUCCUACUCUACUAUGCUUAAUGGGUAUGUCAAAGAAGGAUCCUUCGAGGAUAUGACUGAUCUCUUCAAUUCAAUGGUACGGAAUGGUAUUGUACCUGACCACCAUAUUUUCAACAUACAGAUCAAUGCAUAUGCUAAACGUGGACUGAUGGAUGAGGCUAUGCACAUGUUCGAAGUAAUGAGGCAACAAGGAGUAAACCCGGAUGUAUUUGACUAUCAAAUCAUAAUGGAUUCACUUUGUAAAAUGGGUAGGAUGGAUGCUGCUCUGGACAAAUUUAAUCAGAUGGUCAAUCAAGGAGUUUCACCUAACAAAGCUGUUUACCAAUGCCUGGUUCUGGGUUCUUGCUCUCAUGGUGAUUUUGUGAAAGCCAAGGAAUUGAUUUCUGAAGCGGUUAAUAGAGGUCUGUGUUCUAACAGUGUGUUCUUCUAUCCUGUAAUAAACGACCUUUGCAAAGAAGGAAAGGUAAAGGAGGCACAGGAUAUGUUUGACUUCAUCCUAGGUAUUGGUCAGCGGCCUGAUGUGAUUAUGUACACUUCACUGAUGGAUGGAUAUUGCCUUGUUGGCAAGGUGGAGAAAGCACUGAGUGUACUCGAUGCUAUGAAAUUUGCUGGCCUUCAACCUGAUGAUGUUGUAUAUGGUACACUUCUUAACAGUUACUGUAAAAUUGGAAGGAUUGCCGAUGGAUUGAGCCUUUUCAGGGAAAUGUCACUCAGCGGGGUUAAGCCCACGACUAUUAUAUACAACAUUAUACUGGAUGGGCUGUUUUGCUCUGGGAGAACAGGUUCUGCAAAGGAAAAAUUCCAUACGAUGACUGAAAGUGGCAUACCAGUAGGCGUUGACACAUACAACAUAGUUCUUAGUGGACUUUGUAGAAACAAUUGCACUGAUGAAGCAAUAGAACUGUUCAAGAAACUACGUGCAACGAACGUGAAGAUUGAUGUCAUGACACUCAAUAUCAUGAUUUCUGCAAUGUUUAAAACUAGGAGAAUUGAAGAAGCCAAGGAUUUGUUUGCUACUAUAUCAGCCAUUGGAUUGGUGCCUUCUGUUGUGACUUACAGUUUAAUGAUGACGAAUUUCAUAAAAGAAGGGUUGUUGGCAGACGCUGAUGAUACCUUUUUGGUAAUGGAGAAAGCUGGCUGUGCUCCCAACUCCAGUCUGCUAAAUCAGGUGGUCAGGGUGUUGCUGGAAAAAGGUGCAGUUUUAAAGGCUGCAACUUAUCUCGCUAAACUUGAUGCUAAACAGCUGUCAGUUGAAGUUUCAACGAUUUCGUUAAUAGUAUCUCUCUUCUCAGGGGAAGGGAAACUAAGGGAGCAUGUAGAGUUGCUUCCAGUAAAGUACCAGCCUCCUCAGAGUUCGGCUGACAAUUGAAAGAGUAUACUUGAACUUCGUACUGAAAAACAAGGUGGUAAAUCGAAGUAACAAGCCUGACUCCUGAGGGUCAUAUGAGUUUCCCCCUUUUUCUGAUGAAGAAAGUGUAACUCUGAUUUAGAAUAUUUGGAUAUCUGUCACACAUUACAUAUUUACCAGCAUCCAAGUUUGUGGCAAAGUACUUAGCCACUUGCCUAUGGGAAUGCCCAAUCUCCGCGUUUAUGCAUUCAUGCCGCAAGAAGGCGUGACCAAGGAGUGCAACACAAACCAGAUAUAAAAUAGUCUGUUUAAUAACUGUGAGAUGGUUGAUGCACUGCUUACGCUCUCUGUUGAUGAUACUUACUAUUUUAUUCACUCUUAAAACUCCAACUAAGCUAUGAUCUCUCUCUUCAUAAUUUUACAGAAAGUUAGGUUGCUCUAGAUUAAAUGCUUGCAUUUUUGAAAUUUCAGCAAUCGUUGCUCGUAAACCCAAUUUGUCACCAGUGAUAUCCUGGUUACUUUCAGUUAUACCUCUCUCAACAGUGGUGCUAAUUUUUUCUGUGAAGCGUUAGGUGUGUUAGGAACUGUGUUUUCAUCUAAAAUCUAGUUGCCUGCGCUAAUGCACUUUAGUUAGUAAUCUGAUGUUCUGUGCUAAGCAUGCUUUGAAGAUGAGAAGCGUUAAGCUACUCCCAGGAACUGCUGACUGUAAAAAUACAUUGCAGACGCCUAGGUCUCUCCGGUAAGAAAUAUUUACGUUUAUUCAUUGUAUUGACUAACUGACUAAUCAUGAACAGAGCAUGAAGGAUCAGCGCUGUACUGCCAUUGGGAUUCUCAUCUCAGAAAUAUUUGUCAUGGUGCAUUCUAGGGUGUUGACUGUUGCAUUCUAGACAUUUUUUAGAUAAAAAGUUGUGCAAUACGGAGGCCUCCAAUGGAAGCACACAUUUACACAUAUUCUGCAUGGUCAUGAUCAGUCAGUCAGUCAGUCAAUACUCAAUACCAGCAGGUGUAAAAGUAGCUCCUUUGGUUGCAACAUCAGGCGUGCUGUUGAUCAGGAACGUUUAAAUAAAGUACCGUUGCGCUAAUGAAACAAGCAAAUCAGAGUGGCGCAGCGGAAGCGUGGUGGGCCCAUAACCCACAUGUCCCAGGAUCGAAACCUGGCUCUGAUAUUAAUUCUGUUUUUCUAUUUCUUUUCUGGUCUGCAUCAUCUAGAUUUUUCUCUGAAAAAUAUUGUAGUUUCUUGUUGCAGAGACGGAUGCGUGGAAGGAAAUGACAUUGGAGUUUUUCAUGUAUACAAUUAUGCUUGAAGAAGAACAUGGUUCAAAAGGUGUUUAAACGAAGGCACCAGAAAGAGUACUCUCUUAUCACUCUUGAUUCUUACAGAUGUCAAUCCUUGAUAGUUACCUUGUUUUUUUGAGGGAAUCCUUGAUGUUGUGGAUCAAGGGCAUUGUAAUUUGUUAACUCAGGUGU
Messenger RNA from Triticum aestivum (bread wheat), 4160 nucleotides. Its product is annotated as protein Rf1, mitochondrial. Gene Ontology annotation, biological process: chloroplast-nucleus signaling pathway; mitochondria-nucleus signaling pathway. The transcript has a single exon. Bases 399 to 2714 code for a protein of 771 amino acids. NCBI's taxonomy places the organism in Eukaryota, Viridiplantae, Streptophyta, Magnoliopsida, Poales, Poaceae. Gene Ontology annotation, molecular function: protein binding. Gene Ontology annotation, cellular component: chloroplast. The record is from RefSeq and is a predicted model, not a curated record.